Molecule: messenger RNA, 1312 nt
Organism: Aaosphaeria arxii CBS 175.79
Lineage: Eukaryota; Fungi; Ascomycota; Dothideomycetes; Pleosporales
Product: 60S ribosomal protein L20
Exons: 4
Coding region: 358-918 (186 amino acids)
Biological process (GO): translation
Cellular component (GO): cytosolic large ribosomal subunit; ribosome
Molecular function (GO): structural constituent of ribosome
Source: RefSeq, a predicted model, not a curated record
UAUCGACAACAACCGCCCUACUAACAACAUCAGCAGGAAAGAUGGGUAAGAACCUCCCUCCAAUGUCCUUCCCAGCAUUUGCAACUCCGGAGAUCGAUUGCUGUCGCGACAAACUCGAACGACGUUUCACAGACGACUUCAGCAUCUAUUCGAUAUGAGAAGGAGAAACGCAGUCAGGAGUAUCAAUCACGUUGAGCCCGAGGCGACUACGAGAACGAGGGUUCGCUUCGACUUCAAGAUGCACCAUGGACGAAUUUCGAAAUUUUUCAAUAUUGCGCACAUACUACGAACGAACUGCAAACCAACCGGACACAACGAUCGAUAUUCACGAGUUGCAAAUGCUGAAAGAAGGGAUGCAUGGAAUCAUCGGUUCAUGUUGCUGACUGGGUAAUUUUAGGUCGUCUUCAGGAGUACCAGGUCGUCGGGCGUCAUCUGCCCUCAGAGGCAAACCCCACCCCCAAGCUCUACCGCAUGCGCAUCUUCGCUCCCAACGAUGUUGUCGCCAAGUCAAGGUUCUGGUACUUCCUCGGCAAGCUCCGAAAGAUCAAGAAGGCGAACGGCGAGAUCGUUUCCCUGAACCAGAUCUCCGAGAAGCGCCCCGAGAAGGUCAAGAACUUCGGUAUCUGGAUCCGUUACGACUCCCGCUCCGGUACCCACAACAUGUACAAGGAGUACCGUGAGUUGUCGAGGACCGACGCCGUCGAGGCCCUCUACCAGGAUAUGGCCGCCCGUCACCGCGCUCGUUUCCGGUCGAUCCACAUCCUCAAGGUCGUCGAGGUUGAGAAGAUCGCCGACAUCCGCCGCCCAUACCUCAAGCAGCUCGUCGAGAAGGGCCUCAAGUUCCCUCUCCCCCACCGUGUCAACAAGAAGGGCAGCAAGAAGAUCUUCGCCGCCAGCCGACCAUCAACUUUCUACUAAGCGUUUUCUUGUGUGGAGUGUGGAUCGGACGGGCCGGGUUGAUUUGGCUUUCGGGGGCUUUUCUGCAUGGCUAUAAAAAAAUGCAGUACAUUAGGAAUGAAUCAAAAGACCUGAAACUCCAUUAUGUCGCGACUUCGCAUCUUCGGGCCAAUUAACAUAAAGGGUCGUGCUUUGCUUGCACGAUCAUGAUGAGAGUUCUUAGACGAAAUGAAAAUGUUAACCGUACCAACCAUCUGCUGUUCUAGAGGCCAUGUCUUGCAUUGUGUGGGUUGAACAUUUGGAAGAAGAUCGCCUAAUAAUGCGUGUUGUGUAGAUGCAGUCGAUCAAUUUUCGCCGUCAGUUAGCAUGGAUUUGGCACAACUCUAUAAGGCUGAUAGACUAUUUUAUCAACAAG